AUGACUUACAGUGCGGAGAACCCCCAAAAGCCUACCUGCAACCACAACCACCCUAGACCCUUUGAAGGACAAAGAGGCCCUGGCAAAAGCCCCAUGGGUCUUGUCACUAUGCCUGCUGCCACUGCGAAGAAAGGAAAGGGUGUGUCCAUGGCGGAAGAACCAGACCCUGAAGUGAUAUCUCCUACACUCCACAAUCCAAUGUCUUCCUCUGGGCCUGUCCUCACAGGUCCCCACACUCUGGAUCACUCGACUAUAGAAGGGCCUUCUUCGAAUCCUGCUGCUUCUUCAAGUGUGAGUCAAUUACCAAAGGCUGGUAAAUCUGUCUCUAAUCCUCCCGCCACUCCUAGGAGUGCAAGUAAUACUAGACAAGGCAUUCAGAACAAAGGAACAUGCAAGCCUUUGACCACGGGUGUGAGUAAGAAUGCUGCCUCAGUCCCAGAAGGACCUCCUCGUAACAAGCCAGCCUUAGUAGAUGAUUUACUGAACCUGCAAGCAGCUAUGCAGCAUUCAAUGGCUGAGGGCAGGACCCAGCCUUCUGUGUCCAGUCAAACAGAGGAGGACAAAACUGAGACCACACCUGAAGAUCGUGGUAGUAUGUCCAAAUUCAACACGAUCUUCUGGGACAUCGAGCCCUACAGAGAGCUGCCAGUUUGGGCUGAGCCCAUUAUGCAUUUGUCUGCCCACAUGUUCGGUGUGUUUGACCCAGCUGCAGAUGAAGACGUCCUAGUUCCCUUAGGCGCUAUAGAUGGAGUCCUGCCUGGUCAUACAAAAUACAAAUGUGACUGGUUAAGAAGUGCCCUUGAGCAAGGCCACAGGGUGCUUUUCAUAAUUAAGCCUGUGUGCUUUCAAUAG
Molecule: messenger RNA, 852 nt
Organism: Laccaria bicolor S238N-H82
Lineage: Eukaryota; Fungi; Basidiomycota; Agaricomycetes; Agaricales; Hydnangiaceae
Exons: 6
Coding region: 1-852 (283 amino acids)
Source: RefSeq, a predicted model, not a curated record